This is a messenger RNA of Aureobasidium uvarum, 1320 nucleotides long. The record is from the annotation of a GenBank genome assembly. Lineage: Eukaryota; Fungi; Ascomycota; Dothideomycetes; Dothideales; Saccotheciaceae.
GUACAUCGGACUGGCGUUAGCCGUCGCCUCAACACUUGCGAUAGGAACGAGUUUCGUAAUCACAAAAAGGGCUUGAUGCAAGCGAGUCAACAACACGGCUUUGAAGGAGAUGGCUUCGCAUAUCUCAAGAGUCCAGUGUGGUGGUCUGGCAUUAUCACAAGUACGCCUACACCUGUCUUCUACACAUUCUUCAACAAACUCACACCGNNUACAGUGGUUAUCGGUGAAGUGGCCAACUUUGCAGCAUAUGCGUUCGCACCACCGAUUUUAGUAACGCCGCUGGGAGCCCUCAGUGUCUUGAUCNNGGCGGUAUUAGGAUCAUAUUUCCUCGGCGAGAACCUGGGCACGCUGGGUAAGCUGGGAUGUGCCAUCUGUCUGAUUGGAUCCGUCGUCAUUGUACUACACGCCCCGCCGGAUAAAGAGGUGCAGACGAUUGACGAGAUUCUGAACUACGCUGUUCAGCCUGGCUUCCUCUUCUACGUGCUGCUGGUCAUCGUCUUCUCGACCGUCAUGAUCUACCGCGUGUGCCCGCGUUAUGGACGCAAGAACCCGCUGAUCUACAUUUCCAUCUGCAGCACCGUCGGCUCCGUCUCCAUCAUGGCCGUCAAGGGAGUCGGUAUUGCCGUCAAGCUUACCUUUGCUGGCUACAACCAGUUCACUCACCCCAGCACCUAUGUCUUCAUCCUCGUCACGGUUGUCUGCAUUCUGACACAGAUGAAUUACUUCAACAAGGCCCUGAGUCAAUUCAACACCAACAUGUAUGUCCAUCUCGCGUUCAUCUCCCAAUCCGCCGCUGACCUGCCUAGUGUCAACCCGCUAUACUACGUCACCUUCACUACCUGCACCCUCGUCGCAUCCUUUAUUCUCUUCCGAGGCUUCAACACCAGCGACGCAGUCAACACAAUCUCGCUCCUGUGCGGUUUCCUCACCAUCUUCACCGGUGUCUACCUCCUCAAUCUCUCGCGCGAAGACCCUGAAGGCCACGGCCACAUGCAACUGAACGGAAACGGCAGCCGCUUCGACCUCGACGGCAUUCCCACCGAUCCCAUGUCUGGUCCCCUGACCCGUCGAUCUAUGCAAGCUCGUCGUAGCUCCGACGCACAACACCGUCGCUCAAACAGCCUCAAUUUGUCUUUUGCUGGCAGAAGAUCCGGUGAUCGCGACCGAGAAGCUUUGAUGCACAACUACGAUGUUGAGGCCACCAAUGGCGGUUUCAGCCUCGGCGAUUUGGCCGAGAGCGACGAUGAGGGUGUGCCGCGGCAAAUUGGAAAAGCAAAAGUCUCACAUGAGCGUCUCAGCUUCAGCAAGACUGGCAGGUGA